ACAACAUCCAGAAGAUUCUUUUUGAUUUAUCAAAUUAUAAUUCUUAAAGAAAAAAAAAAAAAGAUGAGAAUUGUUAAAUACACAUCUGUUAUAACGAGACUCCAAUCAAUAAGAAAUUUAUCAGCUAUGGCUGGAAAUCAAGAUUGGAAAGCAGCCAAGUCAAUUUAUGACUUUGAGGCAACAAAUAUCAAAGGAGAAGUUGUACCUUUGUCAAACUACAAAGGUCACGUUUGUUUGAUCGUAAAUGUCGCAUCAAAAUGUGGAUAUACUGCAUCAAAUUACAAACAGCUGAAUGAACUUUACGAUCAAUUUGCUGAGAGUAAAGGUCUUAGAAUUUUGGCCUUUCCAUGUAAUCAAUUUGGUGGCCAAGAACCUGGUGGAACUGAUGAAAUUUGUUCAUUUGCUGAUCGCCAAAAGGUGAAGUUUGAUUUGUUCGAAAAGGUCAAUGUUAAUGGUGACGAUGCUCAUCCAUUAUGGAAGUUUUUGAAAAAACAAAAAGGCGGUUUGUUAAUUGAUGCUAUCAAAUGGAAUUUCACAAAAUUCAUCAUUAAUAAAGAAGGAAUACCAGUUGCUCGUGAAGGUUCAAACACAGAACCACACAAACUUAUUCCAAUUCUUGAAAAAUAUUUUUAAACUGAUGCACAAAUAUUGAUAAUAUUUAACUUGAAAAAAACAUGUUCAAUAUAUAUUUCAAACUGCCUUGACACAAAAAAAUACACACACACAAUAAAAUAAUAUCUAUUUUUCAUAUUAAACAAUGAAAAUAUAUAAAUACUUGUAUCAAUUUCUAAGAACAUUAAUAAAUUGUAUAAUAUAAUUUGUUAAUUUUCAUAAAAUCAUAAAUGUAAUAUUAUAAAUGUUGAGGCAUUUUUUUUUUUUUUUUUCUAUUUUAAAAUAAAAUAAUAUGUAAUCACUCAAGAAGAAAAAC
Molecule: messenger RNA, 928 nt
Organism: Aphidius gifuensis
Lineage: Eukaryota; Metazoa; Arthropoda; Insecta; Hymenoptera; Braconidae
Product: phospholipid hydroperoxide glutathione peroxidase-like
Exons: 6
Coding region: 64-633 (189 amino acids)
Biological process (GO): response to oxidative stress
Molecular function (GO): glutathione peroxidase activity
Source: RefSeq, a predicted model, not a curated record